Sorghum bicolor (sorghum) is the source of this 1234-nucleotide messenger RNA. RefSeq lists its product as uncharacterized. The record is from RefSeq and is a predicted model, not a curated record. The transcript has a single exon. Bases 104 to 1036 code for a protein of 310 amino acids. Lineage: Eukaryota; Viridiplantae; Streptophyta; Magnoliopsida; Poales; Poaceae.
UAUUCCUCCAGGCAGCUUGUGCUGUCUGCAGUCCACUUCACACAGCUGAUCCUUUGGAGUAAAAGGCCAUAAUCCUUCGUCGUCGUGGGCUGCAUGCUCCGCCAUGGCUGCGGCGGCCUCGGACCGUGCUGAGGUCGACACUGCCCGCCCGUUCCGGUCCGUCAAGGAGGCGGUGGCCGUGUUCGGCGACCGCAUUCUCGUCGGCAACGGCCACUCCAGGCACAGCAGUAGCAGUGCGUCCGCCAUUGCCAUUGCCACCCCCAGCGCCAGUGCCAACAAUGCCACAGCUGGUGUUGCUGCCACCCUGCUGAGUGCCAAGCAUGAAGCGAGCAGCAGCAGCAGCAGCAGCACCAUGACCUUCUCCCCCACCCCAAUGGCCGAGAGCGAGGAGGCGGAGAUAAUGGCCGCCACCGUGCCCAUGUACUCGGCGCCAUCCUCCCCAACAUCGCUCGCGUCGACACCUUCUCCGGUCAUCAAGCCGUGCAGCGGGCGCGGCGGCGGCGACGACCACCGGCGCAACGACAACGAUGCGGCGAGCGGCGGUCUCGUGGUCGUCCGCUCCAUCCAGAAGCUGGAGGCGGACGUGGCGGAGACGCGGCAGGAGGUGGCGCAGCUGAGGAAACGCGGGAACGAGAUGGAGAUGGCGCUGGCGAGCCUCAGCGCGCAGCUCCACCGGGGCCUCUCGAAGCUCGCCGAGAUGGAGGCCGACAGGGCGGCGGCGGCGGCGGCCGCGGCGCGGCGCAGCAUCGGGGGCGACACCGACGUGGCGUCGUCGUUCACGCUCCGGAGCGAGCGGUGGGGCGGCGACAGCAGGCUCGCCGCGAGCGAGUACCUGCCGUCGUUCUCCCACGCGCUGAGCCUCGGCGAGGUGGACGACGUCGAGCUCAUGGGUAGCCGGAGGAGGAAGGCGCAGAAGGUGAAGCCCAUCGUGCCGCUCAUCGGCGACAUCCUCUUCUCCAGCUCCAGGAGGAAGAGCACCAAGCAGAAGGGUGACGAUGGCUUCUACAGUGGCGAUCUCUACGGCGUGCUAGGCUAGAGUAGGCUGAUGACCAGUGCCUUUGUGUGCAGUGUGCUCAUCUGUGUGCCAAUGGCAUGGCACUAGCAGCUUGCAUUGUGUGCACUUUUUUUUUUGUUAUUUUGCUUGGCUGUUUUUUCUCUUUUUCUGAUGUUCUUUGUUUGCGUGGCUUGUGCAGGGGGAGUUGCGUUUGUGUAAAUGUACAAACAUGUUGAUGUA